Molecule: messenger RNA, 17809 nt
Organism: Paramuricea clavata
Lineage: Eukaryota; Metazoa; Cnidaria; Anthozoa; Malacalcyonacea; Plexauridae
Source: the annotation of a GenBank genome assembly
AUGAUUGAAGGUAUUGUAUGAUUUAUCAUAGAAUAUUUAUGAAUUGGCUAUUCCAUUUUAAUAAUCCCCCCCCCCCCGCGCGUCGAGGAUACAUGUUUUUCAUAGAACUUUACAGUAUAACCUUGAAGAAUUCCAAGUACAAAACCUUUUACCCCUGAACCUGUAUGGAAUGACACUUUUUUGUGCACUGCACAUUUGACAAAAUGAAAAUGUGCACCAAAAUACUAGUAAAUAUAUUAGCAGGAGCAACGUUGUGCACGACACAUGUGCUGUGCACACCACCUUCAUUCCAUACGCCACCCUGAAGAAUUUCAAACUCAAAUACCCUUUACUUCUGAAGAAUUACAAGCCCUGAAGCAGGGUUCCCAAUUCUGAUUGGAUUUCUCCAUUUUCGCCCGCCAUAGAUUUUACGCCAAGAAAAUUACAACUUUAGAAAACCCGCCAAAAGCACAAAAUUUCUUAAACACACACAGUCCGCCAGCCCGCCAAUCUGCUGCAUUUUAAUUUUUUUCGCCAAAAACUCCUUUGUGUCACGCCAAGUGGCUAUGCUUUCCUCCAAAGAUCUGAGAAUCCAAUCAGGUUCCCAAUACAAUUUGGGGUAGAAGGCUUUGUGAAAGAAGUAGGUGAAUUAUAUGGGUACCAAAAGGCAAAGUACCACUGACUCGUGCUGUACACGUCUCUCUGUAAAAAUUGGGAACCUUGCCUGAAGAAUCUCAAAACCCUUUACCCUAUUAAAAUACUGUACCCUUGAAGAAUUGGAAUUCCAUUUCCAUUAACCCCUGUUAUAGAAUUCCAGUGAUCCUUGACAGGGAGAGAGGGGGGGAGGGGUACGGAUAUUAAAUUGGAAUACAUGUAGCCCAAUGUUGUUUUUUUUGUGAAAAAUGUUACAAUUUUGUACUCACUAAUUUGGCCUUGAUAGUACUUACAAGAACUCAAUAUAACUACCGUAAUGGCACUUGUAGAAGGGAUAUUGUAGAUUAAAAUUAUUGAGUGGAAAUUUAUACAUUUAUACAUUCGAAAAAUACAACUUUACAAUCCUGUGUUCCGUUGCCAGCAACAUUGCAAUAUUGUCACCCAAUAUUGCAAUAUUGAUCGGCUGAUUGCUCUAGCAAAUCGCAACCUAUGUGAACAAAUUGCAAUUCUUACAUGUUGACAAUUUGUCGAGAGGUCGCGCCCAAAUGUCAAUGCCAAGCAUUUGAUUGGCUUGUUUUGUACUAGUAGCCAAUCAGGCUUUAUUUCUUUAUGAACUUUUGAAUUUUGCAGUUGACGGUUUAGUACUGUAAUUACUGUAUGUAAAAAUUGCAAUUUGUUUGCGUUGGUUGCAAUUUGCUAAGCAAUCAGUUGAUCAAUAUUGAGCAAUAUGGCAUGACAAUAUUGCAAUGUUGCCCGCAAUGGAACACCGGAUUUGACUGUAAGUCCAUGGCAGCUAGGAAUCAAAUCUGUGGUCCUGCGAUUCCGGUGCAGCACUCGAACCAACUGAGCUACAGAGGCCAGUUGUCGAGCUUUAAUCACAAGUUCAUGUAUAUACAGGAUACUGCCAUUUAAGGUUACAGUAUGUGUAAAUAUCAAGAUUUUGUUCCAAUCUCACUUGUUUGAAUUGUAGUUGAAGGUUAAUGGUGAGUGAGAUGCCAACAAAAUCUUGAUAACUACUGCCCUUAUACCAGUGUGGAAAGUUUGUAUCGCAUUGGGCCUAAACGGCUGUGUAUCCAGUUUCAUAUUGCGAAAAAAUUAGGGUCAGUAGGUCGGAAAUAAAUUUUUGAAUAUUUUUUUCAUGGUCUUUUCAAUAAUUAGUGUGACAACAGACCCAUUUUGGCAGCAGCCCGCUGCAACAACCUGGAGAAAAUAGGGUCGCACUGUCAAUCGUGUUGAAAAAAUAAUAGGGUCGGCAGAAAAAAAUAGUGUCAGUCGGGAACCGGAACCACAAGACGGUAUUUUUUUUUAGGCCUUGCGGAGAUAUUGGCCAUGCAAUUUUGAUGCUUUCUGUAUAUUUACUAUUAAACCUUUAAGCAGUGCACCCUACUUUAUUAUUUUACUCUGUCUAAUGCCAGAUGAUUUUACUUGUCAGGUAGAGAGUGCUGACACUCAAUGGGUUAAAUUUUCAAAACCUCUGGCGCCCAAUUUCCAAACUUUCCAGUCAGCUGGCCCUACGAUUCCAGUGCCGCACUUUAACCAACUGACUCUAACUGCAAGUUCAUAGAGAAGUUACUAUAGAGCUUGACAACUGGUUGGUUUGAUUCAUCACAGACUGGAAAAUUUGCAGUGCACACAGAAGAUCUUCCAUGCGCAUGCAAAAAUUCAUGUGCACAAGUCAGACGGCAGUGUGGGGCUCGCUUUUCAACGAGAUCUCUGGCAGGGGCGCCGGAAGGACUGAAAAGCGGCGGGGGCAGAAUGUCAAAAAGGGCACUCAAGUGCCGAAGGCACGACACCUCGUAGGCGUGUCCAAGGGCAUCCUCCCCCAGGAAAUUAUUAAACAGUAGAGUCUCUGAAAUGCCAUUUCGUGUAUUUUGGGGAGAGAUUUGACAUAAUUUUGAGUAUUAAUAAACAACAAACAGUGAACAUUUUAAGUGUAUUCGUGAAAUAUUUUGGUAGUUGGUGAAGUCUGACAGAUUGCAGCCAAAUAUUUCUACAUAUUGUACACUAGAUUAGAUUUUUAAUUAUGAAUAAAUUGAGUAGAUCAUAACAUGUAGGUCACGAACAUUGUGCAAGGCAAAACAGAAAAGUGCAAAAUAUUGUUACAAGCAAUAAGGAGUAAAUAAACUUGCUGUUUUAACUAAAAUACAUAAUUAUUCUUUCGACGCAAGAAAGAAAAUAUGAAACGAAAACAUUCGACGAAAAUUUUGCCAAGAAAGUUCGAACCUGCAUGCCGUUUAAUAUGCCGUUCCCGGAAACGUGAAGCUUAAUCUCCCUAAUAACAAGAAGUAACGCAAAUACAGUUCACUGAAGGGUUUGAAUCCGGGGUUUUCCAUUAAUUUAGUUUAUUGUACGAUCAUCCAGAUUAAAUUUUAAUUAUUUCUGACGUUUCGGCUACCUACACGGCAGCCAUUAUCAAAGCCGUAUUACAGUUACAAAAAAAUUUACAGUUAAUCAUAACUGUAAAUUUUUUUGUAACUACGUAAUACGUCUUUGAUAAUGGCUGCCGUGUAGGUAGCCGAAACGUCAGAAAUAAUUAAAAUUUAAUCUGGAUGAUCGUACAAUAAACUAAAUUAAUGCAAAUACAGUUGAUGAAAAUAUACUCGCACAGUAAACUAAAGUGAUAGAUAAUAAAGGAAUAAUAAACCGAUAAUUCCUCAUGUCGACAAAAACUUAAACUUGUAACACUGUACUUUAAAGAAACCGAUAACUCCAAUUUGUAAUCCUUGCUUCCUUGCUUUCGUAUGCCGAUGUAUAUCUCAACCAAAAACCGAGUCAAUUAGCCUUUCACACGAAGGCCAAAUUCGCCAUUUUGGGGGGUACUUCUUUAAAAAUGACAUGGAAAAUCUAAGCCAUGUGAAAACAUAUUUCAAAUAUUUGACUGUAAAUUAACUUAAAAUUAUUAUACUCACAAUUAUAGUUAUACAAAUCCCUUAUUCACUGCGUACAAUCAUAGAUUUGGAAAAGGCAGUACCCCAAAACUGGCGGGGCGUGAAAAAGGCUAAUUAACUAUCACGGUCAGUGCUUCUUAUUUAUACUGUAGUACACGCAAGGAAGUUAAACAGACUAAAAGCUGAACUUAAUAAGGUUGCGUAUCUUGGGUGGAAAACCACAAGAAGCUGAAAUGCUCUAAAACAGUCUAGAACAGGGGUAGACUUAUCAAGAAUGCAGUAUUGUAGUGCCAGUCUGCUAGAGCAUGGCUGCGCUAAUCGACCACAGAAGUUUAGGUGUGUCAAGAUACUAGAAAAAUUAGAAGGCAGGCUUAUAUAAGAUAACAAGACGAUCAACGUAGCCUGCGUAAUGCGUAAAUGAACCAUGAAAUUAACGUGGUCAUAGUAUAUACUUAUACCACAGGAGGCCCAGGCUCGAUUUGCCCGCGCCCGCCUGUGCCUUCCUUAUAACGAGGGAAGGAAGGAGACAUUGAGACCAAAAUAGCCCGGACUUGGCAUAUGUCACACGAAACUAUCCUCGAUUUUUCGCUUUUAAUGCAUUUCUUUCACGAUUAAUUGAUAUCUCCUGCAAGAAUGAUACCGUAUAACUCUCAAAACAACGAUGCUUUAAUCAAAGAGCUUAAAUUCGCUCUGAAAUCCGUGAGGGAAUAACAAAAUUCGGCCAAAAUAUAUCCGCGUGCCGGGUUUGCUGUGCAAAAAGCGGAAGUCGUUGAAUAACUCAAAAUGCACUCAACCCUGAUUGGACAACGAAUAUCAACAAACAUUUCAAUUUGUUUAACAGUACUGUAAUAAUUUCAAUCAUACAAUAAAAAACUAUUCACAAACGUUAUAUAAAAGUGUAAAUAUUACUGCAUGUAAAUAUAACUGUAGUACGUUAAUAUGUAUAAUAAAUUGUAUUUCACAUUGCAUUUGUUAAAAAAAUUGAAAAGUUUGUUGAUAUUCGUUGUCCAAUCAGGGUUGAGUGUAUUUUGAGUUGUUCAACGACUUCCGCUUUUUGCACAGCAAACCCGGCACGCGGAUAUAUUUUGGCCGAAUUUUGUUAUUCCCUCACGGAUUUCAGAGCGAAUUUAAGCUCUUUGAUUAAAGUAUCGUUGUUUUGAGAGUUAUACGGUAUCAUUCUUGCAGGGGAUAUCGAUUAAUCGUGAAAGAAAUGCAUUAAAAGCGAAAAAUCGAGGAUAGUUUCGUGUGACAUAUGCCAAGUCUGGGCUAUUUUGGUCUCAAUGUCUCCUUCCUUCCCUCGUUAUAAGGAAGGCACAGGCGGGCGCGAGCAAAUCGAGCCUGGGCCUCCUGUGCUUAUACAUAAUUUUAUGACGGCCAGUCAACAAUAAUAACUUAUUAGUUAAUGCCGUUAAUCAUUUUUUGUCACAAAAAGGCGGGCAACCAGUUGCCCCCGCACUGUUAGAGCAACGGGGACCGCUGCCCCCGUGGCUCCGGCACCCCUGAUCUCUGGUGCGCAAACUGUUCCCAAAUGCGAACAAAAGUACUUACUCAGUAGGAGCCUGAUACAUGUUCAAAACAAUGAAAAUCAUAGAUUUGAGGGCACAUUUUGCAAAUUGCAAAAAUUAAAUAUUGCAAACAUUUCUGCCUAAAAAAAUUAAAUGCGACGUUCAGGGGUAACUAAAGUGGGGACCGACGGUCGCAGGCACAUUUUGUAAAACUUUCUGACAACGACUACCAGUGCACGGUGCACAUUCAUGAUUGCGAGUCUGAGCUUAAAAUUCUCGAUUGCUUGGGAAAAAAAUAUAUAAAGCCAUAACUCAAUAAGCCAGCCUACUAAUCGGCAUCUAUAGUGUGAUUCAUGGCUGAUGGCUCAUCACGUCAUGAUUUCACAUGUUGCAUGAAGACAUUUUUCAGGCACAUUUUCAUGUAAUUCUUGUGGUAGCAGUCUCGCAAAAAAGUGAACACCCCCUGGCGACGAUGACCAACUCUGCAGUCUGGUGUGCAAAAUUCUGUCUUCAGCGAGUGUCAAGUGCGCAAUUGGCCUUGAAAGACAAAGGUAUUGAAUGAAAAUUCUUCCAUUUCUAUAGGUUGUUGGCGAUGAAAUUGAUGUAUAUACAGAAAACAUGGAGCAGGAAAGUUAUGACUCGAUUUACUUGUUACUGGAUUCUGUGAGUCCUGGCUACAGCAUGUACAGAAAUUUGGCGAAAGACUCGCUGGAAAGCUUGCUAACUUAAAAACAAUAUACAUGAAUUUCAAUUUAUUUAAUUAAUAAGUAGCCUGCAUGGCAGAUGGUCGGGCAGAAAAUAUCUUCUGUUGGGUUUGGCUACAGUGUAUGUGUUUCCCGUCAUAGUGAUACUGCCCCCAUGUAUACUGUAUUAUGUAACAGUUAAAAAUAAAUGUUCUGUUACUUAAUAUGUAAACUAACAGCACAAUUAAAUCAAAUACUUAAUUAUACUAGCGAUAGAACCCCCUGGAUUCUUUUCCAGAUAAAACCUAUACAGUAUAGAAACAAAUACGGUUACAUGAUGUUUAUUGAUGAAACUUUCAACCAUGUCCGAGUGUACCGUCUGUGUUAGCAUUAUGAACACCAGUCGCAAUGAAUGUUCCGCACGCACGUUUUAUCUUGGCCAAAACAAGUGAAAUAUGUUUAUAAAAUAACAUGUAUAUAACGCGUGCUCUGAUUGGUCGAAACUCGUGUUUGGAUCAGGCCAUCCAAACACGGAAAUUUAAAGUGCCUUCGCGGGAAUUUUAAACAUGUCUGACUCUGAAGACGAAUUUUUUGCCAAAAUUGAUUUGGAGGGCAUUUGUGCAACCGCAGAAAAGAGUGAAACGCGUAAAAGGUUUGCUGAAGUAACCCAGGAGAAUAUUGACGAGCUGUUAAGCGAUGUACAGUCGAAAAAUACGAAGUACAAAACAACAUACGCUGUCAAUGUUUUUAAAGGUACAGUGAUUGUUUAGAUUUAUAAACAAUAUAAACAUUCGCAUUUAAACCGCAAAUGUUGAAAUUCAGUAGCCUACACUAUUUCGCUGUCAUUCCUAUAAUUCUUAUUUGCUUAGAUGUAUUUAUAGAAUGGUCGAAACAGCGAAACAUUCAACAAGAAUUGCACGAAAUGGACGACAAAACUCUUGAUAAAUGUCUUUGUCAAUUUUACGCCGAAGUAAAAAACCAGCAAGGUGAAGACUACAGUAAAUCAACUUUAAUUGGUUUAAAACACGGACUAGAGCGAUACCUGAACUGUCCACCGUACAACAGAGGUUUGAGCAUGUCGUCCAACCCAGCAUUUAAAAUGUCAAACUCCGUGCUGAACGCCAAGAUAGUAUCCUUGAAGAAACAGGGAAAGGAGAAUGUUGUACACAAGCCCGUCUUGGAAGCUGAAGACCUCACAAAGCUAAAAAAUAGCGACGUAUUGAAUGUGUCCACUCCACUUGGUCUCCUUAGAAACGUAUGGUUUCAUGUGUCUUUGUUUUGGUGCCGCAGAGGACGAGAAGGACAACGAAAGCUGACGAAGGAUAGCUUUGUUUUUACCGAAGAUGCAAACGGGGAAGCAUUUGUCACCAUGGCUCACAGUGAAGCGUCAAAAAAUCAUCCUGGCGGUAUUCACGACAACGAAAGCUUUGAAAAUUUGGGAAGGAUGUACAAGACCGAUGCAGAAAACGGACGGCUUCUCAGCUUUGCAGCUAUUCAUUACCAAAUUGCAUCCUUCCUGCGAAGCAUUCUUUCAAUAUCCCAAGCGGAAGUGGAGUCCGGCUGACAAUACUUGGUACGAGAACAAAGCUCUUGGUGUAAACACGCUUGGUAAUAUGAUGAAAACUAUCAGCGAAGCAGCAUCUCUGUCGAAAGUUUUCACUCCGUGAGAGCGACGUCUAUAACAUUGUGGUCCAACGCCGGCUUAACAAAUCGCCAUAUAAUGGCAAUUUCAGGGCAUCGCAGCGAACAGUCUCUUGUCCACUACAAUCAGCGACCAUCGUCACAUCAGUUGAAGCGUUCAAGAGAAGUUCUUUCCGGAGCUCUUGGCGACAAUACGGGGCAUAAUAAACCACUUAGGAAGAAACCUGCAGUCGGAAUAUUCUCACAAACCACCGUGACAAAAACGACAACAAUUGCUUCUUCUGACCUUGGUUCUUCGUCACCUAGCGUCUCGUUGCAAGGAUUGCCUGAUUUCGCCGGAAUGUUUAACAACUGCUUAAUCAGCAGUGUAAACGUGAACUUUAAUCAACAUUUGUAAUUUUGUUAAACUUUUAAACAGAAAAACUUCGUUCUAAAUUUACGUUGUAGUGUUUCACAGUUGAUUGACCUGAUUGUUUACAAAAUUAUAUAGCUUCGUUGAAGGUCGUUCGCCUUGUCGUAAAGUUGGGAGAAUUUAGCAUUGCAACUUGGGAGAAUUUAGCUUUUAUACUUGCGCUUAUUUAAAUAAAACUUGCAAGAAUAUCGUGUUGUUGUUAUUUUAUAAAACAAUUACUUUAUGGUUUCCGUGUUUGGAUGGCCUGAUCCAAACACUUGGGAAUGUUGCUCGAGUUAAGAAAAGCGCGCAAAAUCACUCGCCUUCGGCUCGUGUUUCGCGCGCUUUUCUUAACUCUCGCAACAUUCCCGCGUGUUUGGAUCACGCCAUCCAAACACGGAAACCAUAAAGUAAUUGUAUAUUUCCAACAAGUUAAUGGGCCAUUUGCAUUAUAGACUAAAUUUUGAUCUAAACAAGUCUAGACAAAAAUUUCAUCACAGCUUGAAAGAGCAUCACAAAAUUUGUAAUAUUCCAAAGUUUCGUUGCGAAAUGUUGUAAAAUACGGAUAAUAUAGCCUUCCGAAGUUUGCCGUUUUUCAGUCAUUUUGUAUUACAAACGGGAAAUUGAUGCCCCGACACCCGUUUGGGCUGUUCAUUUCCCUUGCGUAAUACAAAAUAACUGAAAAUUGCAAACUUCGCAAGGCUACGUUAUCCGCAUUUUAGCCUACAACAUUCCCAACGAAACUUUGGAAUAUUACUAAUUUUGUGAUGCUCUUUCAAGCUGUGAUGAAAUUUUUUUCUAGACUUAUUUAGAUCAAAGUUUAGUCUUUGAUGAAAAUGGUCCAUUCUCUAACGCACAACCUCUUCUUAGCAUAUUUCCCCUUUACUGACAGUUAAUGAGGAACAUAUAUGAUCAAUUAGUGCAGGGUAUAGCGGUCUUUGAAAUCCUUGAAAGUCUUUAAAUUUGAAGGAUCGCAGGUCUUUAAGGUCUUUGAAAAGUCUUUGAAUUGCGUGAAAACGCGAAGAACGUCUUUAAAAGUCUUUAGAUUCUUUAGUAAGUGUUUAAUUAUACGUUUUCCUAGCUAAUAAAAUAGGUUGAUUGAAGAGCAAGGUUUUCGCAAUAUCGACGAAAAGGCGCAUUUUAGGAUGUGUUCUGACGGGACUAAUUACCGGGUAACAAUGGCGCUUACACUCGCAAUUUUUCGACAGCUGAUUGCUCUGAAAGUUCUUUGAAAAGUCUUUGAAAGUAGGCAGAAAAAAUCUUUGAGAGUCGUUAAAUUUUUUCGCUUGGGAGACUACGAGCUCUGUAUGUGUAGAUUCAGAGUACCAAGUCAAAUGUUCAAAACGUUUAUUAAUUAUAAUGCAGAGAACAUAAUAUAAUUUGUAAAGAAUAAUAAUAAUAAAAUAAUAAAUAAUUUAUUAAUUUAUAAAGCGCUAAACACUAUAAAUAUUUUAAAGCGCUAUCAUUACAAAUUCAAAUAAAAUGUUAUAAAGUAUGAGAUGAUACCUAUAUAUACAUGUUUAAAAUUUACUAUUAUAUUUAAAGAUAAAAUGCCUUUUUAAAAAAGAAAGGUCUUAUGUCUGUUUUUAAAAGUUUCCACUGUUGACGCCUCACGAAUGUCAGCGGGAAGUUCAAAUUUACUAUUAUAUUUAAAGAUAAAAUGCCUUUUUAAAUCAUAAUUUUGUAUUUUAUAUUCACAUUCAGCAGAUUUGCACAAUGAACUACACCACCUCUAAGUUAACAGGAUUUGUCAGUCUAGUAGCAUGAUCUAAAGUGGUUUACUGGAGGGUGGGGGGCAUGAGGGUUGGGGGAGAAUUAGCUCCUCCCAGUUUGUAUGUUGAAAGAGGCAAUGUUUCCUAGAUGACACAGGCCCCAAGUGAAAACUUUGUAGGUUGGGAGCUUCGCUCAUGUUAGAGCUUCUGGUCAUUAUAUUUUAUAUUAUAUUUAAAAGCUUUACCAAAUAUGGUAGGGCAACCGUUACAGCUUGAGGGCAAUUACAGCGGUCCCAAUAAUACUACUUAAAACACUAAUUAGUAAACCUUGUGGCAAAUCAUGUCAGCCAUAACAUGUCACGUGGAGUGACUUUAUAUCUGAUAAAAUUUAUCCUCAUUAGUAUUCUUUAUAUAAUUGUUCAUCCUAAUUAGUAUGAUUAUAUAAUUGUUUAUCCUAAUUAGUAUUCUCUUGUAGUCGUAUUUUAAGCUAUUCAAAACACUCGUUGUCAUGUUUUAUCAGAUAUAAAACGCUCGGCUGGGCCUCGCACUUAAUAUCUGAUAAAAACUCUCCUACUCGUGUUUUAAAUACUACAUACUAUUAGAUAUCACUAUAACUAUAAUAUACAUACAUUAUUAUAAGAUUAAUUAAAAUAUGAUUAUAGAAAGAUCUAGUUACAAACAACAGAAAACUUCUGUUUCCGUUUGGGCAAAACCACACGCAAUCCAGUAGAGAUUUUUCGUAUAAAUAUAUUAUUUUAAUACAUUCUGAAAUUGAUUAGACUUUGAUUAGGUAAUGAUUAAAGGGUUACACAAUAUCAAAGAUCCGAAAUAUAAAAUACAAUUUGCAAUACCUGAAGAGUGAAUGUCCUAGCUCACUGUCUCGUACAGUGUCUCAACAAUACUGACUUCUUAUUCAUUAAGUCUUACGUUAUGGCCUUGCACUAAAAUAACUUGUCAACGCUUAAUCACUAAUUCAAUCACUUAGCAUGCAAAUCAAAUUGAUUGAAUCAAAUAGAAUCAUGCUAAAUCAAACUAAGGUAAUUAUUAAUAAUACUUAAACAGUUUGUAAACUGUCCGAACCAACUUCCUUUCGGAGGCUACGAGCAGUUUUGCAUUUGCAACAAAUAGUUUUAACCCAUUGAGCGCUAGCACUCUCUCGUUUACGAGUAAAAUCAUCUGGCAUUAGACAGAGUAAAAUAAUAAAGUAGGGUGCAUUGGGGAGCAGUACAACUCAAUGGGUUGCCUAGACACAUGGGAGAUGUUCUGAUUAACCCACUGAAUGCCAGCGCUCUCCCAUUGACGAGUCAAAUCACCAGGCAUUAGACAGAGUAAAAUAAUAAAGUACAGUAGGGUGCAAUAGUUGACCUGCACGAAAGCGGACUUAUAGCCUCAUUAAUAUCAUUAUCGAGACGUAAGCAUAAGCAAAAUCGCUGAUUCCAACUGGUUGCCGCUUUUGAAUUUGCAUGCCUGGGCAAAAUACUUGGUUGUUGCUUGUGAUGUUACUCUGAGUGUAUAUCCACACCGGGCAAGCUUGAAAAAUAUGCCUGACCACAGUGGGAAUCGAACCUAUGACUUUUGGAAUUCUAGCCCAAUGCUCUGCCAACUGAGCUACGCGGUCAGGCCAGCAGGGAAAUAUUUUCUUUGAAAACACUGUCAUCAAAUUCAGUUGGUUUAACAGCACUUAAAUUUUGACUCUUACAGCUGUUAGGCAUUAAUUAACCACAUGUGCUUCACACUUCACAGCCUUCACUGUUACUGCGGAUUCAGGUAGACCGUUUAAUGCGAAUAGUUGUCGCGUUAGUUUUAACAGUUGUACGAUGACGUUUCUAGGCAGAUUUUCGACGUUUCUAAGGCGUGGCUUCAACGUUUAGUUUUAAAAUUUGAACGUUGUAAUUACAAGGUAAUUGCUAAAUAAUAUACUUCAAAAUAAGGUUUCCGUUUUUAUAUCAAUUUUUUAAAUAAGUUAGGGUUAGAUAAGGGUUUAGUUUUGCGUUAAGAUGAUUUUUUCUACGUUAUAAAAACGGAAACCUUAUUUUGAAGUAUAUUAUUUCGCAAUUACCUUGUAAUUACAACGUUCAAAUUUUAAAAAUAAACGUUGAAGCCACGCCUUAGAAACGUCGAAAAUCUGCCUAGAAACGUCAUCGUACAACUGUUAAAACUAACGCGACAACUAUUCGCAUUAAACGGUCUACCUGAAUCCGCAGUAACAAAAUCUAUUCAUGAUAUUUGCUGUUUUUGGUGUAAUGUACUCAGGUGAAUAAGAUGCUUGUGAUGUUACUUUGAGUGUAUAUCCACACCGGGCAGGCUUGAAAAAUAUAGACUCAGUAGACUCAGUUCCGAAAUAUUACAUGCUCGAACCGACCUGACCGCGUAGCUCAGUUGGCAGAGCAUUGGGCUAGUAUUCCAAAGGUCGUAUUUUCGAUUCCCACCGUGGCCAGGCAUCUUUUUCAAGCCUGCCCGGUGUGGAUAUAAAAUCUAUUCAGUUAAUCAAUUUAUUGGAUAUUGGAUAAUAUUAAAUAAUUCUAUGUUACUAAUGUUAGCAACUUAGGUCUUAGCAAUUAGCAUAUCAAAUUAAACUGUAAUAAACGCUUAAGCCUACUAUGCCUUAAACGACAAUGCAUGUGACAACAGUCUCAUUCUUCUCAAAAAACGUCUAUUUAAAGACUAUCAAGAUUAAAGAGUAACAUUCAAUAGUUGCAUCAAUUCAAUUCUGUUCAUGUGAAUCAAGUCAUGAAAGGGAGGUUGUUUUUGGUGCUCAUAAGGUUGUCAAGGACCACAGAAUCACCUUGGUGGGUUUUCAGUUUCUCAAUCAGAGACUUUCUGAAAAAGUGCCAAUCCCCCAUGCCUCCUACUCCACCUGUUGGCCGUUUGCUUACCCAAUAGCGAUUAAUUGCCUCGAUGACAACAGCAUCACCGUUGGCCAAGUUAGGUCCAUUGACUGCAAUUUCAAAUUCUUGAUUAGUGGCAUCUUCCGUGGUGUUUCUCCUCGCGUCAAAGUGAUUCUCAUAUCUGCUAACAAAGGACUCAGGAACACUUUCACAGCUCUGCUUGACAGCACAAACUGCUAGAGACCGCAUGAUCAUCUCUAUAUCUUUGAAUAGUUUUCCAUCUGGAUCCAAAAAUUUCUUGAUGAGUUCUUUAGAAUCUAAUACACAUAACUCGACCGUAUCAACUUCUUUAGUCAAAGCUUCCAGCCUCUCAAGAAAAGUCUUGAACUGUGACUUCAACUCCUCGUUGGGAACAUCUUUGAGACUAUCAACUGGAACAUUUGAUAGUGCUUCUUUGAACUUGGGGAACCCAGUAACUGAAACCUUGCUGGGACUUGCUCCGUGGUCUUUAAGUUUAAGGGCCAAAGAAGGUAAGUCAAGGACAACUCUGGUCUCUUCUAUUACAGCCUUACCUUCGAAACUGUAAACUUUCUCACUUAGUCCAGCAGACAGUUCAUUCACAAGUGUUAAAAGCCUUUGGUACAGUAUGUGAAUCUUACUCUGCAACAUGUCAGUUAUUUUUGACUGACCAAAUGGAGUCAGAUCUUUAGAAUUUUGACUUCCGUGAACAACCUUUAGGUGGAGUUUGUAGUUCUUUCUCAACAUUUCAUUUUGGCACACUCUGCAUUUCAGAGUGACAGUCUCACUGAUGGACUUGUUACACUUCUGCUUCAUGCAACCCUGCUCCAUUUUAUUGUGCUGUUAACUAUGACAACUCUGUUCUGGAAUGUGGAAGGACGGUGCACCCGGGGGAUCUAUUCAAAACAUGCAAGCGAAACACUAAACUUGAACAUUGAUUUAUUUUUGACGGCUUUAUAAGUUUGAAGAAUUAAUUUAUAGUGAAUUUAAGAGAGAUGCCAUUAUUAUUUAUAUUUUAUUUAUUAUAUCGCAAGGAAUAAAUUAUUUUACAAAAUUUAGCAUUGUUUUUCGCCAAUCGCCAGGGUCCGUAAUUUGUAGACGCAUUAGCAGCGUAGACACUUUAUUCGGUGUAUUAUAUUUAUCAGUUGAGGCAGUACAAGAAUAAAUGAAUAAUACAACAUCAAUGAUAUAAUCGUGUUGAACAUUGACAAUAUACUGUAUUUAACUAUUAUGUUGUGUUCUUCAACCGCCAGAUACGUUUAAAAAGUUAGCUAACGGUUUAAACUACAAAAUAAAGCUAAAACAAACGAAUUUUGAGAGGAACUUCCAAGGCCUUAAAAUGUCGGUCGGUCACGGAAUGUGUCCGACCCAUUCGUGAAAUUGUCCGACGUAGAAAAGAAACCACCGGACAUUCUGUCCGACCUAAGUGAAACUGAGGUUUAUUGUUUGUCCGACCCGAGUGUAUUGGUGUCCGACCGAACUGUAGCUUUGUCCGACGUAAAUCAAAAUGUACCCUAGCCCAGGAGGCCAGGACUAGAGGCAGGCUUGUAUGUUAAAUGGAAAAUCAGAGUACUAUUGUAUAAAAGGUCAACUGGAAAUGUUGUUUUAACGUAUAGUCGAGCGCGGGGCGGCGAGCGAAAUGGUGAAGUGGAAAACGGACUUAAGUUGUCGAAGUCUUUUUGAUACUGCUGUUCUGGCAAGUAUGUAUGAAAGAAACAAAUUAUUUAAUAUCUUUACAACAUUUACCGUUUAUUCAUUUGUGUCAUUCAGACUUAUUUCCGAGUCAAAAAUGAACUGAAGGUCAUCGGACAUAUGUCCGACCCAAUCUCAACGUCACCGGACAUUUUGUCAGACGGCCCUGGAAAAGAUAUUUUAAGGCCUGGAGGAACGCCAAAGAAAACAUUUAAAUACUGUUGCUUUUAUAAUGUACCGAUUUAUGUUAGUUUAUUUUUUCUGGUUAUGCGUGCAUGAAUUAGGGAUAAUACAAUCAUUGACAAGACCUUUUUUAAACCAACACAUCCUUUUCAAUAACCCCCAAUUAUUACUGUACACUUUCCUGUUUUGCCUUUCUUGAGACAGCGACCUUAAACAAGCGACGUUUUUGUCAACAUGGACGUCACCCGAAAAUUGGUCUGACUAAUUUUACCCGCAUGUUGCAUCAUAGCGCUCGUAUAAAGAAGCAAAAAAGUUUAAAAAUCUUAUGUUUUGUCAUAUGUGUUGAAGAUUACCACAAAGUGCAUGAUACAAACACAGUUUUUAAUCCAUCCCCCCCCCCCGGCAAUCUGACGUCCGCGUUGACAAAAACGUCGCUUGCUUAAGCUCCCCCUUAACAAAUUGGACGUUGGAGCGAAAGCCCUUUUCCACUAUACUAAGGGAGCGCUCAUUAUUUAUAGCAGGGGGGGAGGGCGUAAACAUAAUUUUGAGUGACAUGAAGUUUGUGUAAAUCAAAAACAAAACAACACAAGGAUUAUAAGGUAAUAUAAAUUUAUCGUCAUUUCCAAAGCAUGACUCACUCAAAUAUUGACGACUAAUAAGCAAUGUCAACUGUCGUAUGUCAAUACAAAAGAGGAUGUACAUCAAUCAGAGUCAUUUUCUUGAUCAUUUCCCGACUUGUCAGGAGGAAAAUGGUGUCUCCAAAGAAUGUACAUGUGCAGACAACAUGAAACUUUACACUGCAUGUAAAUUGCACAAGCAUUUACCAACUGAACUUGCAUGUUGGAACUUGCAUGUUAUUUUAAUUACUUAUUUGUAACUUUAUUUAGUUCGGACAAAUUGCCAAUGGCUCUUUUCGAUCAAAAAACCCCUUCAGAAUUAAACUCAUUUUCUAUUGUGUCGCCUUCAACCGCUCUUAUUAAUAGGUUGUCCUGAAUCUCCUGAUAUAAACUUUUGGCGUGGUCACACCUCACUAAAGCCGCGUUCACACCAGCGGCCCAGGCCUGGCCCGGACCUGGCCUUGACCUGGCCUGGGCCAAUUGUGACGCAUUCACACUGGCUUGACGCCCAACUCCAAGCCAAAGCAAUGAGGCGUCAAUAUAAACGUCCUUGUGUUCCACUAAAGUAUUUAAUUUCGCGCUUUGAAUGUUUUUCCCUCCAAUUGUAUGACAAUCAUCUGACCAGUUUUUAUCGUGGGCAGAUAUUGCGAUGGUAACGGGGCCUCGCCCAGGCCACGCCCAGGAAAAACCCGUUCACACCAGUGAUGAUCGAAGCCCAGGCCAGGUCCAGGCCACCUACAUUUGUUGGCCUGGAUUUCUUGACUUAGGCCAGGCCUAGGCCAGGCUCAGGCCAGGUAAAACCCGUUCACACUUAGACCCAGGCGAGGUUCAGGCCAGGCCUCGGCCGCUAGUGUGAACGCGGCUUAACUUCUCUUUCCACGCUGCAUUCCUUUACCGUGAUGCUAUAAAACAUGAACGUUUCUACUGACUGUCUUUUCAACUUCCGGAAAAGACACUCUAUACUGAUUUCGGUAAUAUUAGGGAGUUUACGCAUGUAAGGCGGCGACGUCAGUACGACGGCUAUACUGACAAUCUGUUUGAAAGGAACAAUUUUAUUGAAAUAUUGUCUUGUAUUUAUAACUUUCGUAUGAAUUUAAUACAGUUUAGAAGAAGUAAAACAGAGCUUUAACCUUCAGAGCGAUUUUGAUCAACUCUGCUAGAAAAAUUGCCUUCCACGGCUUUGAAAUCUAGCGUACUUUGCAAGAUGUGAAAAUAUGCAUUUUGCCGUCGCCAACAAAGCCUGGACGACGUCUGAAUCUCUAGCUAUACUUUUAAUUAUUCAUUUCAAAAUAUGAGCCGUAUUUAUUUCUACCACUGCGAUAAAAUAUUUAGUAUUAUUAUCAACCAUUGCUAUGCAGAUGCUGUGAACUCUGUAUAAAAACUGGAAAGAUAACUCUACUUGUGUUUUGAAAGUCAAAGAUGGCGGAAAUAGAAGCCCGUCUUGUAGGUGCAUGUCAUACGCGGUAAUUCACUGAAUUCAGUACGAAAAAUCGCCAUCAUUUCAUGUCGAAAUUUCAUAAAUUUUCGGCUGACUAUUUUCGAAUUCCCUAAGAAGCUAGAGCAAGUUGUUUCAGAAUAAGCAACUUUUAGAAACACUUCAUCAUAAAAAGCAAAGUUAUUUGACGAAAAAGAGCCGUGGAGAAAAACCAGCAAACUUUUGUUUUUUUAGACUAUUCAUGAGGGAUUUGACCUAAACAGAACUCAUAGUGUGGACUGCAGUUGCGUCAAUCGUACCUUUUUAUUUAGUUUUAGGAUAUUUACCACUAAAAAUAUUGUGCAAAUAUUAAAAACAUCGAUCGGAAAAACUUGCGUGUUUUUACCUACAAGAGAUCACUCAUAGGGCCGAGUUAUCAAGUUAUAUUACCUGGAUUUAUCGUUCUUGAUUUUUAUAGAGUUCACUGGUUAGAUGUGGUAGCUAUGCCUUGUGUAAUGUUUAUGCUUAUUACGAACUCAUUAUGAAUAAUUUACAUGAAUAAUUAGUGGACAUGUAUUUUGUAUAAAAGUCGGUAAACUAAGUUAAUAAAGGGUUAGUCAAUUUAAACUUAGAACGAAGAGUGGACAUUACACCUAGGUUAGACUGUAUGAUUUUCUAGCCAUUGAUAUGUUCUCGACCGGCAGGUCCACAUUACGAUAUUUCACGAACAAUCUCCGAAUAGCUGACGACAUAUUACGAUUACGCAAGCUGUAUAUGAACGGGUUACAAAAACUGUUGAGAAAUACGCACGUGACGCCCCAUGUCCACAAAAACUUUUGGUACAUUAAGUUUUGACCUUGUUUAGACACGUAUAUAAAUCCGCUUAGCAUUGGUAUCAAACAUAGAAAUAGGGAGCCCAAGACGUAAAACAUUGUCAUGGCCGCACGGAUUUGGGAAGGAUUUAAUGCCCACGACACGCGUUUGACGCGCGCGACCCCACGCGGGGGAGCAACGCGGGAUUUCAUCACGCGAAUUUUUCUCGCAAUUUUGAUAUACAAAAACAACGAUGUUGUUAAAGUUUGCAGAAUGAGUAUUAGACCAAAAGACUGGUACACAACUCUAGGUACUCCCAAAGGAAUUAUGAGAAUAACUACCGCAGUUGCUACCCAUAUAAAAACGAUUGAGCAAAACAGUUUUCUCUUCGUGAGCCAAGAGUGGUGUUUUAGCGGAUAAAAUACGGCGAUAUAUCUUUCCGUAGCGACGACUAAACCCAGUGUCAAUAACGAUACGCUGAAUGAGAACUUCGUUGAUAAAUCGCUGACGAUUUCAAGCAGGCAAUCAAUUGUGCCCAUGAGUUCUUUAAUUUUCACCCAAAUGAAAAGCGGUUGAACGAAAAUUCCAACUAGUAGAUCUGUGAAUGCAAGAGCGACUAUCAGCAGGUUGCUUUUGUUUUGAAGCGCUUGGUGGCGAUGAUAGGCAACGAUGACGCAUGUGUUACCGAUGCUCGUCAGAAUGGCAAGUAUGGCAUUCACUAGACAUGCGCUAAUGUCCGAUGCCAUGUCUGUGAUGCUGGUGUUCCCCGUGUAGACUUUGAAGAUCGAUAU